AUGGGGCUGCAGGGAUUGAUGUUAGCAUCAGAGAUGAAAUCCCCUAAAAGCCCGUCUGUUGGAGAAUCGAACGACGACAACCAAUCGAAGAACUUCGACAUUAAAUCUUCUUCUUCACUUGACAUCUUCAGUGAAAUUAACACUUCUAGUGAUGCUGAAAGAAGUGAACAUAAUUGCAUGUUUGUUGCAAGGCAAGAAAAUAGUGAUGACAGUUUGUUAGAUAAGGUGGUAUGUAGUGAAGACGAAGAAUAUGCUUUAUACAACAAUUAUGCAUUACGAAUGGGUUUUAGUAUUCGAAAAGGAAAGCCAAGAUAUUAUAGUGGAUCAAAGAACAUAAGGCAACAUCAAUUUUUAUGUUCUAAAGAGGGUUUUAAAGUAGAUGAAGACCCUUGUGAAAAGAAAAAAUUGAAUAGGCUAGAGACUAGAACUGGUUGCAAAGCAUUUAUUCGUUUAAUUGUUGAAGAUGGAAUUUGGAGGGUUACUGCCUUCAAUCCUGAACAUAAUCAUGAACUUGCAUUACAAUCAGAACGACAUUUGCUAAGAUCUGCUUGUCACAUUUCAAAAUUGAAGGCAGGUGUGAUUGAUUCUAUGGUAAAUGCUGGUAUAAGCACAAAGAAUGCUUAUCCAUAUCUAAGAGAAGAAGUUAGAGGCAAUGAGAAUGUGGGUUUUACCAAAAGGGAUUGUUAUAAUUAUGUGAACAAGCAAAAGAUGAUGAUGACUAGCGCUGGAGAUGCUCAAAGCCUAUUGAAUCAUCUUAAGUAA
This is a messenger RNA of Camellia sinensis, 762 nucleotides long. Lineage: Eukaryota; Viridiplantae; Streptophyta; Magnoliopsida; Ericales; Theaceae. The record is from RefSeq and is a predicted model, not a curated record.